CUUUGCGAAUAUACGAACUUACGAAGGAGCAAGAUUACGGAUGUCGCGUUCUUCCGUGCUUCUCCAAAAUUUGUCUUUAACAUUUUAACCCGUUCAAUAAUUUUACCAAAUUACUCCUAAAACCAGUGAUACAAUUUCUUUCGCCAUGUUUCAAUUGUGAGUGUGCUGCUGGAAGGGCUAGGAGAAGUGAAAUCCAACGAGAACUCGGACGUGAGAGCGGCAAGGUCCAUGCACCGGUCUCAAUUAAUUUGAGCGUGCUACACGGUCGACCUCGAAAUCCUCACUGGUCCAUCAUUUACGCUGAUUUCAUGGUUUAGCGCGUGAAAAUAGGAUUCCCUCCAAAACGUCAACAUGCCACUUUUACGUAAAAAGCCAUUUGAGCGCAUCAAACCUCCGAAAGAUUUGAGACCCGACGAAGAUGUUUUCCAUUGUCAACUUACUGGAGAAGUCUUCAGGGAUUAUGAGAAAUUCUACGAGAGAACCAUCCUAUGCAAUUCGCUUGUAUGGUCGUGCUCCCUAACCGGCAAGCCCAAUUUAACAUUUGGAGAAGCACAGCAAUCUGAGCAGGCUGCAUUGCAGUCAAUAAAAGGCUUUGGGAAAGAGCUUCACAAGCCUGUGCUCCUGCUAGCCAAAAUGACCCAUCGUUCUAGUUUCAUAGACAUGACUGAAGAUAUUUUUGCAUUUGUCAAGGACAGGUACUUUGUUGGCGAAAACCUUGAAGUGAACACGGGAAGUGAUAGUGUUCCAUGCACGAUACUCAAGGUCAUUCCACCUGAUAGAACCUCGCCUUCAAAGUCUCCUGAUAAGAGUGCAUCCAAAAUUGUUGGAAACCUUCCCGAUGCCGCUCUCUAUCGGUAUGAAAUUACAGCACCAAAGGUUUGGCCAAGGAAAAUAGUGUCUGCAACUGAAUUGAAGCGACCUAAAAGCUUGUUCACAAGAGAGAAAAACAAGCUGUUCCUGAAGCAAAACACUGAGAGUGGAUCUCGAACGAUACGAGUGAAGGAAGCAGCAGUCGCGAAAUAUGAUCUUGAUACUGCAAACUUCUCUGAUUACUUUGCUGGACCAUUACCUGAAUUUCCCAAACCAAAGAGACUGUCCAAACUCAUAGCUGAUGAGGACUUAACCCCUGAAGAAAGGGAAAAGAGGGUUAGAGCUGAAAAGAGAAAGGAAAAGAGACGCCUUGCCAAGGAAGGAGCGGAGGAGAUGAAGAGGAAAUUAUCAGAAGGGCGAUCCCCUCUGAAAAAUGGAAAUUCCCCAUCAAAAUCUGCAAAGCCAGUUGGUCGGCCCAAGGGAAGUGGCAAAAAGGAGGGCGUCAAAAAACUUACUGCUGAACAAAUGAAACAGAAGUUGAUUGAGGAUGCGAAGCGUGAGAAGGAACAAGAAAAACAGACCAAAAAGGAAGAGCGAAGCAAAGCUAGAGAAAAGGCCAGGGAAGAAAAAAGGCAACUUGAUGAAUUUUACAAAGAGUGGAAUAAACCCAAAGAUGAUCUCAUGUGCGAAGAUCUUAAGGAGAUGCCUGAACCCUGUGCAGUGCAGUGUCGCAUUCCAAACAGCUUGUUUGGCGAAUUCAUGGCUAUCCUUGAGUUCUUGCAUGGAUUCAAGGAGGAGCUCCGGGUAAAAGAUUUCUUCCCUCAGGGCAUGAGCUUUGAGGUGCUUGAAAGGGCGUUGGUUGAGCAAGAGAUCGCUGGUCCACUCAGUGAAUUGUUGCAUCUCUUGUUAAAUGCCAUUUUCACUAUGCAGGAGGAUGAGGAGGAGGAAGUGCAAGCUGCCGAGGCCGAUGCGAUCGUUGACACUGGAAACUGCUUGAACUCAGAAGAAGCAGCAAAAUUGGCAGUUGUUGCUGCGAAUUGGAGUCAAACAUUCCAAGGGUGCCCCAUCACAAAGCUAAAUCUUGACCAAUCAACCCUCACCGAAAUCCUCAGACUGCAUUUAUUAGGGUCUGGAAGCCGAGCAAUUGAAAGCUACACCAGUUGGAGGGGUUAUUUGAUAUGUGACGACCCAGGUCUAUCAUUCCGAGUGAAUGAACCUCAGAUUUUGAAAGCUCUGACCAAAAAAUCUGUCAUUGAUCUGUCAAUUGGGGAAAAGCUGAAAGUUUUGACCUGUCUGAUGCAUCAAGUGCUACAGUUUGGAAGCAUCCGCGAGACUAUCAACGAAAGAAAUGAAAAGCUGAAGCAAGCUAAAAAUGAUUUGCGAACAGUUCAACUUGCAGAGAAGAAGCGUGAAAUGGAAGAGGCAAUUAAGAACCGAGCGGACAAGCAGAAACUAAAGGAGGGAGAUGUCGCACCUGUAGAUCAAGAGAAACUAGAAGCAGAGAAGGUGAAAAGGGAGAAAGAAAACAGCAGAAAACAUGCAGAAUUCCAAGCCAAGGAACAAAAGAUGUUGGAAGUUGUCCAGUCCUUGCAGUGGGGCGUGUCAGCUGUGAACCUUGGAACUGACAGGGCUCACCGCCGCUACUGGCUUUUCCAGUCACUUAAUGGUCUAUUCAUAGAGAAUGAUGUUGAAAACAUUGGAUCUUGCUUGGAGCAAGCGACCCCUAGCCCAAAAAUUCCGCUCUGUGAGGAUUCUCUGAAAUACGUCCGACACUUGUAUGAACUUAAACAACAUACCCAUAAAGAGGAAAUCAACUGUGGGUCUAGCGACAAGGAGAAUGAACGAUCACCGCACCCUGCAGGGAAAAACAAAAAGCACAAGAAGCCAGAGGAUGAAGAGGAUGAUGUUAUCGAGCCAAGCAAGACGUUCAAGUGCACCAGCGAGCAGGACUCGUGUCCGGUGCACUCCACUGUUUUGCCGCGAAUUAAAUGGAGCUACUACAACCGUCCUAAUGAGCUGGACGCUCUUGUCAAGAGUCUCAACCUCAGAGGCAUCAGAGAAAUUGAAUUGAGGCAGUCACUUCUGUUGAACAGGAACCGCAUUGAGCAGACGAUGGCCAGGUGUCCUGCUAACAUACUGGGCAGGCCGGACGAUGUUGUACUGGCUGAAGUCGACCCACCCCGGAAGUCCUCUCGCGUUGCGGGUGGUUCCGCAAGUAAAAACAAGGAAGAUUCGAACUUAAACUUCCCCAAGGGAACUCCAAUGACCACAAUCAUGGAGGCCACCUUGAGGGACGUGAUCAUUGACAUGGAAGAAAAGAUUCACUUAGGUGGGCUUGGAACACUGAAGGUGUCUGAACGCGAAAAAUGGAGAGACAGUAUCAUCAAUGGUGGAUAUGAUCAACUCUGCAGCAAACUCUCUUGGGGUGGAAAGAACAAUUUAAUGAAGGGCUCACCUACAUCGGAACGUGUUAGCAAAAUAAAGAUGGAGGAAAGGAGUAGACCUGGAACUCCAGAUAGUGUUGAAUCUGGCUCAGUGUGCCAGGAAUCUGCCGCCAACGAAGGAGAAACGUGCGGAGAUGACUUGAAAAAAGUCCACGCGCUGGCCAGUGCUAUCCUGCAAAUUGAGCAAGCUGUAGAGACCAAGUACCUGCAGAAACCACUCGGGGAGGACGAAAAGGAGAAACAGAAACGGCUGAAAAAAUUGCAGGCCAAAAAGGCAACUGAUGAAGAAGAGGAAGAAGAUGAACCCAAAGAGGAGGUACCUAAGGUUGAUAUGCCUUCUCAAAUUGAAAGAUGGGAGAUUUCCUUGAUGGCCAGUACCAGUUUCUCGCAGUUGUUUUUGCAUUUCUCUUCUCUUGAAAACAGCAUCCUUUGGUCCAAAUCUGCUCUGAACGCUCGCUGCAGAAUUUGCCGUCGCAAGGGCGAUGGAGAGAACAUGCUCCUGUGUGACGGUUGCGAUAAAGGACACCACUUGUAUUGCCUCAAACCACCUCUGCCGUUUGUGCCUAGUGGAGAAUGGUUCUGUCCCACAUGCAAGCCAAAAGAAAAGCCCCAGACACCCAGAAAGUAUAGAAACAUGGUUGAAGAGGUGCUGGAUUCAGAUGAGGAUGACGCUGAGGAGGAGCAAGAUUUGGAUGAAAUGGAAGUUGAGAGCGAGGGCGAAGAAGAAUCUCAGUGUGCGUCCUGUGGCGAGCAAGGAGACAUGGUCAAGUGCGAGGAUUGUCGUCAAGAAUAUCACCCUCAGUGUGCUAAUCCACAGCUCCGCUGUGUUCCUCGAGGGACUUGGAAAUGUCAGGAUUGCAGAGACGCUGCUACUAAAACCAAAUCAACUUCUCGGAAAAAGCGACAAGGUGCAGUGGUGUUCGCACAAAAGCCCCUCAACUCGAGAAGAUCUGCUAGGGAUGCAACAAACAAAAUUUCCAAAGCAGCCAAGAGACUUCGAUCCAGCUCUUGGGAUGAUUCAGACACGUCGAGGAAUGGCAGCAUUGCUGGUGAUGAGGUUGCCAGCGGCAGAGAGCAGCGCUCUCGCAGACGUCCAAGAUGGAUGGCCACUGAUCUGCCGGAAGAGGAGUGCAGAUUAAACGCACAGCUCUUGAGAGCAGUCUUAGAGGACCUGAUGGGGCACAGCGAGGCAUGGCCUUUCUUGCGUCCAGUUUCAAAGCAAGAGGCCCCUGACUACCACUCAAUCAUUAAGAAACCGAUGGAUUUGGGAACAAUGAAGUACAAACUGAACCAGAUGGAUUACCGCAACAACAGUGAAUUCCUUGCCGACGCUCACUUGAUUUUUGAUAACUGCGAGAUGUACAAUCAAGCUGAUGCCGAUGAAUACAAGGCUGGAACCACUCUGAAGAAGUUCUUUGAGCGGAAAUGCAACGAGUUGGCACUCAAGAUGGUCGAAGGCGACUUGGAACCUCCAAAUGCUAAGAAGUCUCGCAGAGCAAUUUAAAAGGGAAUCUCAAGAACAACACUGAUGUCGGCAAAGUAUAUUAAGCUAAUUAAGAUUAGGAAGAACAUCGUUGGUGUCCAACGCCUACAUUUGGAUGUAUUUUUGUAUUACUAGAUUUAACUUAUUUAUUUCAAGAUGCACAACCCAUCAGCUCUGCACUUGUUUGUCUUUCUAUACAUCGUAAAGCUCAAAAUUCUAAUAUUAAACCAUUAAUCCAUAAUACCAAUCAGGCAUUUCAAGACAGUAACUUAAUUAGUGUUAAGGUUGUGGACACGUGUACUAGACACUUGAUAGCUCAUUGAUUAUUACUUGAUGUCAUUCCUGUGCUUAUGUCAUGUCAUUAACGGUCAUCACAUGAGGUUGCUUUUGUAGGUUUCUACGCCUCAUUGUACUUUGACUAAUUAUAAGCAAGGUGUACGCAAACACAAUAAAUUCCCUUUUUAUAACUUA
Molecule: messenger RNA, 5208 nt
Organism: Cloeon dipterum
Lineage: Eukaryota; Metazoa; Arthropoda; Insecta; Ephemeroptera; Baetidae
Gene: Acf
Product: ATP-dependent chromatin assembly factor large subunit
Exons: 24
Coding region: 352-4758 (1468 amino acids)
Biological process (GO): positive regulation of DNA replication; chromatin remodeling; regulation of DNA-templated transcription
Cellular component (GO): nuclear chromosome; CHRAC
Molecular function (GO): protein binding; DNA binding
Source: RefSeq, a predicted model, not a curated record